AGGAGGGCUUCCGGGACCCGAAGGUGCUGGAGGGCGCCCUCGACCUGGCCGUGGCUUACCUGAAGAACUACGCGGUGGACAAGGCGGACGCGCUGUACGCGGCGAUCGAGCCGUACUGCAUGGAGCGGGGGCUCCCGUGGGACGUGAAGUGGCUGCAGGACUGCGCCACCCUCCGCUGCAAGCAGGCGAGGCAGCCCGAGGCAGCCGUUAUGCUGGAGGAGAUCGCGAAGCGGACGCCCCCACACCCAGCGACUCUCAACAACCUGGGCACGCGGGGAUCCGCGGACAACAUGAUGCGGCAGCACGACAAGGCACAGGAGUACUUCGAGGCGUCCAUGGAGAUCGCUGGUCGCGACGAGCCAGGGAAGGAGAAUUUGUGGUAUAUAGGAACUGCCAAGAAGCACAUGGGCCAGUACGACGAAGCGCUGCCCAUGCUGCUGAAGGCUUUGGAGGAAUGGGAGCGGGAUGAACCUGAAGAUGACGUGACGUUAGCAAAACUGCUUGAUACUAUUGGCAGUUGUUACGACAAGAUGGGGCAGUCAGACAUGGCCGUCGAACAGUUCACUAAGGCCCGCAUACUCUACGGGCGCAGCAUUGGCCCCGAAAGCCCACUGUAUGGCAGCGCCUGUGAGGGUCUGGCGAAGGCGCUGGUCCAUGCAGGCAGGUACGAGGAGGGCUUCGACAGGCUCGAGGAGACCUUCCUCAACGGCGCAGAGAAGGACGCCAUACAUACCACGCCCCUCUUCGAGCUGCUCGGCAUCGUGCUCGAGGAUCUCGUCUACCCGGGCAACAUAGACACCAGGGAGCUCGCGCGCCUGGAGGGGCCCAUCGAGCUCGCCGUCCGGAACAUGGUCCACAGGGGCAUCGAUGGCGACGGCAACGCCGGAGUGCUUUUCGAGCGGAUGGCGCAAGUGAUGCUCAGGUGUAGCAUGGCCGAGCCCGCCUCGCCGCGGGAGGAGCAGGACGGGGCCGCCCGCCGGCGGGCGCUGGCGCGCCAGCUGCUGGAGCGGGCGCGGCCGCUGGUCGAGGAGUGUACGCGGAAGGGGGAGGCGGACCUGACGCACAUCUCCGAGAUGAUCAGGA
Molecule: messenger RNA, 1083 nt
Organism: Prorocentrum cordatum
Lineage: Eukaryota; Dinophyceae; Prorocentrales; Prorocentraceae
Source: the annotation of a GenBank genome assembly